Messenger RNA from Trypanosoma brucei brucei TREU927, 231 nucleotides. RefSeq lists its product as hypothetical. The record is from RefSeq and is a predicted model, not a curated record. Lineage: Eukaryota; Euglenozoa; Kinetoplastea; Trypanosomatida; Trypanosomatidae. The transcript has a single exon. Bases 1 to 231 code for a protein of 76 amino acids.
AUGAGUUCUAAGAGCAGUGUGGGAAGCAUCAGUAGCAUUCAGAGGGACCAGGAGUACCUGCACUCGCACAAUGUACGAGGAAUGCUUGAACUUCUCAUUGCCGAUGUGAUUUUAGAGCGGCCAGAGAACGCAUGCGAGUAUUUCGCCUUGUGGGCCUCCCGGAAACAGAGGGAGAGAAAUGCUGAGAACACUUCAGGAGGCCAAGCGCCCACUUCGGCCGCUGGAUCAUAG